AUGGUGAGAUCUUGCUCUUCAAAACCAAAGACUCCUUGGACAGAGGAAGAAAACGUCUCUCAGAAGUUUGUGUUUGCGUCUGCGUCCAAAAACGGAUCUGCAACUCCUAAAAAAAUAGGACUUAGGAGAUGUGGAAAGAGUUGCAGAGUGAGAAAGACUGAUCAUUCAGGAACUAACCAAGAAAGCUUCACUGCUGAAGAAGAAGAUCUCAUCAUCAAGAUGCACGCGGCAAUGGGAAGCAGAUGGCCACUUAUUGCACAACAAAUACCAGGAAAGACAGAAGAAGAAGUGAAGAUGUUUUGGAACUCAAAACUGAAGAAGAAACUGUCUGAAAUGGGGAUAGAUCCUGUCACUCACCGUCCCUUUUCUCACAUACUUGCUGAAUACGGCAACAUCAAUGGUGGUGGAAACCUAAACCCUAAUCCUUUGAACCAAACCGGAUCUCUUGGACGUAAUCACUCGCUCAACGAAGAUGUUCAUCAACAACAACAACCUGGUGAUUCAGGAGAUCUCAUGUUUCAUUUACAAGCAAUCAAGCUUAUGACCGAGUCAUCGAACCAAGUCAAACCCGAGUCUACGUUUAUGUACGCCUCUUCGUCUUCUUCUAACUCGCCUCCUCCAUUGUUCUCUUCAACUUGUUCUACCAUAGCUCAGGAGAAUUCGGAGGUUAACUUCACCUGGUCUGACUUUCUUCUUGACCAAGAAACCUUCAAUCAAAACCAACAGAAUCAUCCUGAUCAAGAACUAGACAACUUUUUCGGUAACGAGUUCUCUGAUCCAGCAGCAGUAGCUACAAUGGCUAAUACAUCAACCUCAGCUUCUCAGAUCGAAGAAGAAUCUUCGAGCAAUGGGUUCGUUGAAUCGAUUAUAGCUAAAGAAAAGGAAUUGUUCUUGGGAUUUCCCAGCUACUUGGAGCAGCCUUUCCAUUUCUAG
Messenger RNA from Arabis nemorensis, 933 nucleotides. The record is from the annotation of a GenBank genome assembly. Lineage: Eukaryota; Viridiplantae; Streptophyta; Magnoliopsida; Brassicales; Brassicaceae.